CCACACCUAACCGUGUCCGAGCUGGAGAUCGCAGCCUGGAACUCACUUGUGUAAUAGUUGGGGGCAAUCAGUGGAGCCCAUGCUGCUGCUGCUCCACUGCUGUGCCUCCCCUCAUGACCCAAUAAACGGCAGAAGCAGAGCAGGAGGCGGGCGGUGUACGAACGACAGCCUUUUACGGUUUCGAUACGAUUAAAGAACAAUAAGUAUAGUUACAAGUCUAACGCUGUGACCAAAGUCAACACUGAGACAUUUGUAAUGUUCCGCUGGUCUGUUUAAAAUGGGCUUGUUUUUAUACAUCGCUGGAUCGGCUAACCCCACCGAGGCCACAGUCUAUGAGGACUUUCACAAGGCUGAAGCACUUUGGAUUAACAUGUCUGAACCGCGCCAGAAGACGAGAAUGCAGGUACUUCACUGUGAGGGUGUGAAUAAUAAGAGCUAUGUGUGUGAAUCAGGACACUGUUGUGGAGAGUCCCAGUGCUGCAGCUACUACUAUGAGCUCUGGUGGUUUUGGCUGGUUUGGGCCAUCAUCUUCAUCUUGAGCUGCUGCUGUGUUUGUCAUCACCGUCGCACCAAACACAGACUACAACAACAGCAGCGACAGCAUGAGAUCAACCUCAUUGCCUACAGAGAAGUUCACAACCACACAUCUCUGCCCUUCUACUUCAGAUUCCUACCAAACUCUCUUCUUCCAGAAUACGAAGAGGUGGUGCAUCGUCCCGCUACUCCUCCUCCCCCAUACAGUGCCUUAAGCAGCGGCCCUCAAACUUACAGCAGCCCCAUAACCACAGACCAGCAGGACAUCCAGUGCCCACCCCAACAGACCACUCCGGUGCCCCCUGUACCCGACACACCCAGCUUAGAAGAGAUCCAAACCUCCGACGGCUACCAGCACAAAGUCGACGACAAGGCUGAGAUGCAGCUAGAGCAGAGCAGAUCCACAGAAACCCCCCUGCCCCAAGAUCAGCCUCCUGAAAAGCAAAACGAGUGCAAAAAAGAGCCGCUCAGGAAUAUGGCCAUGCCUGAGGAGAAAGAGCGGAUUCAGGGACGGCACCGCCGAUUUACCGGGGACUCUGGGAUUGAGGUGUGUGUUUGCGGACGAGGCUUGGAGAGUCACGAGCCUAAAGAAUUCGAGGGGCUUUUGAGUGAAGAGGACCAAGAGGACUCGGAGGACUUCUGUGAGGAUUGUAUCCUUCAGUCUUACGGAGAGGAAAGUCAAGAACUUCUUUCUCCCGAAAACCGAGUGGAGCGUGGCGCUUCGCCACUGCUUCAGUCUCAUCCUGUUUGCCUCUAUUUGCAUACUAUUAAUGAACAGGAGGGUCCACAUCAGAACAACACAGAAUGUUAAAGCUGACUGCAUGACUUUACUGAUUUAAAAAAAGAAGGGGUGGCCGAGGUGUAAAGAAGAUGCAAUAUGCAGUGCAAAGACUACAGCAUGUUGAGCAAUCACACUGCGUGUAUAUUUGUAUAUAUUGAUAUGAUGGAAGCAAUCGGAUGCUCUCCGCCUCUGUUUCGUAGGCAGAACAUCCUUUAAUGCAGUUUUAAAAAAGCUCAAAAGGGCACAAAGAUGAGCUCUACAUCUGUAUGAGAUAAUGUGCCUUAUGCCGAGGUCAGACUGCAUGAUUUUCAAGGUAAUCGUGUCACAGAUGUAUGCAUGACAAUCUGGGCUACCGUUUUGUCGCUGCUUUGUUAGAUGGAUCGGCGACAGGGGGUUUCCCACUGCAUGACUUUACACUAGGAGGAAUCGCAGACAACUUUGUCCAAACUACGUCUCACAACCAAAAACACAUGAGAAAGAAGCCUUUAAUGGGGUAGAAAAUGUACAUAUUUGCUCACCUGGGUUUGAAGGAAAUUAGCAAUUUCUCCUCAACUUUUUCUUUUUUGACCCGGUUGUGGUAUUGCUCACAUGACACGUCAAACAGACACGGGUGCUGCUACCAAAUUUCCACUAGUUUUUCCUGCAUUUCUUGGGUCCAAAUAAACUGAAAAUGAACGCUUUUGACUUCUCCCCCCAACCUCCCGCUGGCGUGCAGGUACCCACACUAGUUGAUGCUGUUCUCUCAUUGGCUGUGGGUGAUCGCUGAUGCUAUUUUCAGUCAAAACUCAUUUGACAUGGCAUGGUUUGAAUUGCCGACAGGUGCAGAUAUUUAGCAUGCUAAAUAUCUCAUGGGCAUCGGCGACUCAUCGGCGAUUCUCUCAGAUCACGUAUUUGACCGUUCACAUUGUGUGAUUGUUACUGGCGUGAACGAGCACUGAUUUGCCUGUGAUUUCAGGCAUUUGUCGGCGAUUUCUCAAAACCUGUCGGUGAGUCAAAAUCAGGGCUAAAAUCAUGCAGUCUGAGCUCUGUACUAUAAUGGUGUGUUUAUGAGUUGGGAAGUCGUAAUUAUAACAUCAAGUGCGUUCAGAUCUCUUCAGGUUGGUGAAUUUUUAAAAUUAGUUUUUUUCUUCAAGAACACAGCAAAAUUCUGAUAUUAUAUUUUGCAUCAGAUUCCAAAGGUGCUGAAUCAUUAUGUAAUUCUUGAAAUGGUUGAAACUGAAAAUAUAGCUAGUUUUAUUGAAAAUGAAUGUACUAUUUAGAAACAUUCAUUGACUGUUGACAGAUUCGCAUUCAUUGCAUCUGCCAUAAUUUCUCAGUGAUGCACUCUAAAACCUUGAUCACAAUAUGGAAAACUAUAUUUUAUUUGAAAAUAUACAAAUAUUUAUAAGAAUAAAACUAUAUUUAAUUCUACACCUUGACGAUAAUGGCACAGAGGUUUGAUAUUACAGUUUUCUUUAGUUUUUUUUCCAACUGAACAAAUGCAGUGACGGCUAAUUUGCUCUAAAGAGCAUUGAAAGUGGCUAUGGACAAAGCUACUCUGUGCUUAUUAUGAAGAUAACCGAUUUGUUCGUUGAUAUGGAUGGUAAUAUUGGUAUAGCUAUAUACCUUUUAUAUUUAUCGCUCUUGGUGUGUUGGAGCCGUAAAGGGACCGUUCACCCAAAAAAGAACAUUUCUACAUUCUAGUUCAUACUCGUACUCAAGUGGUUCUGAAUUUUUUCUAAAAAUGUUUCUUCUGUUGUAGGCAUGGGACGAUAACCGUUUUCAAGGUAUACCUCGGUUUGUAAAAGUUUUAAAACCUCCAAAAUUUUCUGCUAUACCGUUCCUAAGGUUUGUGUAGGAUUUUUUUUUUUUGUUUGUUUUUUUAGAACAUUAGUAUCUCCAGCAGAAAGAUAUCCAAAGAGGGCGUUUUAACCUGUAAAGAAAUUAGUGUUUUUGAAACAAAUGAACAGCUUAAGUCAAUGAUUCAUUUGAAUUAUUUAGCCUGACAUGUUUACUGCUCCAAAAUAUGUUAAAUGUUACUCAAAAUAAAAUAUAUUGUGUUUAAAAUAGAAAAAGAUUUUGUUUUUACCCAGACAUUUAAAAAGAAUAUCUUUUAGAGCAGUAAUCACAAUACUGUGAAACCGUGAUAUUUUUAUCCAAGGUUAUCACACCGUCAGAAUCUUAUACCGGCCCAUGCCUAUUCUGGUGUACACAAAUGAAUGACAAAAAAGCAACCAUUGACAACUAGCAUAAACAAAAUAGAUGUCAAUGGUUGUUUUCAGUCAUUCUCAACAUUCUUUAUUAUAUCUUUGUUUGUGUUCAAAAGAAGGAAAGAAAAAAAGAAAGAGAGAGUGAGUAAAUUAUAACAGAUUGUUUUUUGUGAACUAUCCCUUAAGGGUCAAAGAUUUUCACAUGUCUUCAUUGUUGUGGGGUGUUUAUAUGAAACUCAUAAAUAUGAUUUUACGGUGGUGACCUCUGCACAUCAAAAGACACCUAAAGGAUGUGUAAUGGUGCAGUCACAUUUACAGUUGCUUUGUAAUAGCAGUCUGUGACAGAUUUUGGACCAGCACAAAGCUGUGUAGUUUAAAAGUGACUGGCGAUGCUUUGUGUAUUUCUAUAUUAUCGACAAUGAACAGUGGACCUGUUUUUCUUUCUUUGCUUUUUUGCUUGUGCAGAAUUGUCGCUAUCGUGGCAGCAGUUUAACUCUGCCAUCUUAGCAUUUAGAUGUUAAAUACAGAAACACUGGUGUGCCGAGCUCUCAGGACAGUCGGAAUGAAAAUUAUAAACUGUCUGAACACCAAAAAAAGAAAAAGGCUUUAUGCAUUAAAAGCCAAAUAUGCCUGUCAGCUUUGCCUAAUGCAACAGGAUUAAUCUUACUGAUGUGUAUUGAGUUUUUGCUUUGCACAAUCACAAUGUUCUGAAUGAGUCAUAUUCAUGCUAAUUACUGUCAAAUACAAAAGUUUUACAUACAGUCUUAAUUCAUCCGCUUAUAUUGUCUUUUGUUGUUUUUGAUGAAACAAGUAUAUUCAUACAUCUGAGUUUUUGUAGCUGAGUAAGCUAUGACAUGGGACAAAUGUUAGCAUUUGGCUUAGAGUUUAAUAGUUCAGCAUUAUUAACAAUUUCUGAAAGCAUACAGACACUACACUGGUUUUUUACCUAUAGAGAUAAAAGCUUUGCCAAAGGGAGGUAUCUAUAAACUCAAGCGUUCACUGCUGGAAGUGAAAGUGCAUACCCAUUUAUGUAAGCAAGAAAACAAAAUACUUAUUUUUUUAUUGAAAUAUAUUAAACUCCAAAGAGUUUUAGAAAUAUUAAUAUACAUUACAAGUAUUUUGUUAAACUUUAAUGGUAGAUUAUAUAUGAAUAUAUAGCAAAUGUGGUGUAACAUGAUUAUACAAGUGCCUUUUCCCUGUUACAACCACUAUUAAUGCAGUUUCACAUGUUGUAAACGGUCAUCUUGGACAUUACUUUCGUAGAAUAUAUAAUUUUUAUUUAAAAGCUUUUCUUUAUGAAACUUCAGCAUCUGUGCCUUGAUUUUUCUGGCUACACAAAAAAGAAUGAGUCAUAUGUAUGCGAGUAUAAAGAUUAUUGUUAUUAUUUUUUGUAUAUCUGCACCAAAGUAGCUUAAGUUUCAAAUUCCUCCAUGACCACUGAAGCAUUAUUUCUGAACUCUCCAUAUUUAAUUUAUAUCUUUGUCUUAAUGAAUGUUAUUAGUAUAAAGGUAAUAAACGACUUGCUGCUCUUACUGUUGUCUUGUUGACAAUCUAAUAACGUUAGAGCUGUGCUUGAAAACUAUGAAUCAGUGUCUUUCUUUGAUCUAUUAAUAAGCUGCUGAUUUUCAGAAAUUCUAUGAAUCUCUGAUGCAAUGUGAGCAUUUCUCGAUAUGUUAAAUGUGAUGUCAUGUUAGGCUUUACAACCUUCCAUUGCUGUUUUGUGUAACAUUGCAAUCAUAAAUAUGUCUAAUCGUGACCCUCUCCAUUAAACUCAAAUCAACACAA
Danio aesculapii is the source of this 5289-nucleotide messenger RNA. RefSeq names its product WW domain binding protein 1-like b (gene wbp1lb). NCBI's taxonomy places the organism in Eukaryota, Metazoa, Chordata, Actinopteri, Cypriniformes, Danionidae. Bases 278 to 1345 code for a protein of 355 amino acids. The transcript has 5 exons. The record is from RefSeq and is a predicted model, not a curated record.